Messenger RNA from Cordyceps fumosorosea ARSEF 2679, 1275 nucleotides. RefSeq names its product C6 transcription factor. Gene Ontology annotation, biological process: regulation of transcription by RNA polymerase II. Gene Ontology annotation, molecular function: DNA-binding transcription factor activity, RNA polymerase II-specific; zinc ion binding. The coding region runs from base 1 to 1275 and encodes 424 amino acids. The transcript is spliced from 2 exons. The record is from RefSeq and is a predicted model, not a curated record. NCBI's taxonomy places the organism in Eukaryota, Fungi, Ascomycota, Sordariomycetes, Hypocreales, Cordycipitaceae.
AUGAAGCGCAAGGCGGCCGACAGAGCCAGCUCGACUAGCAGCGGCUCCCCCGACGGUUGGUCGCCGUCCUCGUCCACGGCCUCUGGCGGCAACACCACCACCUCCACCUCGACUACAACCACCCAGCCCGCCGACGGCAAGGCCGGCACCGCAGCCAAGCCGGGCGCCAGCCGCCGCGGACACUCCAAGUCGCGCCUCGGCUGCCUCAACUGCAAGCGCCGCCGCGUCAAGUGCAACGAGCUCCGCCCGACCUGCUCGCCCUGCCGCCGCCUCGGCCUGCUGUGCGACUACGCCACCGCCGCGCAACCCGCCGCCGCCCUCGUCCAGAGCGCGCCCUCGUCCACCCUCUGCCUCGAGGACCUCCGCUUUUACUACCAGUUCCUCAACACCGCCUUCCCCUCCCUGCCGCUGCGCGCCGACCAGGUCUGGAAGAAGUGCGCCGCCAUGUCGCAUCAAUCCGAGUGCCUCGCCCACGCCGCGCUCGGCCUCGGCGCGCUGCACCUCAGCAAGCACGGCAACGUCGACUACUCGGCCCAGGCGCUCGCCCACCGCGUGUCGGCCCUCAAGAUCGUCAACGAGCAGUUCGCCCGACCGCCGCGCGACCAGGACAACGCCGACUCGCUCUUCGCCGCGCUCAUCUGCCUCGCCGCGCAGACGACGCUGCUGCCCGACGGCAUCGCCGAGUACAUGACCAUCACGCGCGCCGGCGCCCUCGUCUGGGCCUUUGUCAUCCCCGCCCACGGCUCCUCCGUCUUCCGCUCCUUCACCAACGAGAGCCACUCGGAGAACCUGUCGCGCAUCGUCAGCGAGGAUGAGCCCAAGGACUUUGCCCUGGCCGACGCCUUCCUCGCUUCCGUCGCUGCGGCAAGGGAACUCUGCGUGGACAGCCCCCGCGAGCUGUACUACUGCCAGCGCGUCGCCGACGCCGUCGAGGGCCUGCGCGUCUCGUCGCUGCAGGCCUGGCUCGCGCACGCGGCCCUCUGGCGCGCCCACUGCUACUUCUCCAACGACGACUUCCAGGCGUUCAUCGCAAAGGACAACCACCCGGCCCGGCUGCUCAUCGCGCACAUGCUCCUGGUCGACUACCUCCUCGGCCAGUUCUGCCUCAAGGACUCGGAGCAGCUGACCUUUACGGCGCGCAAGGACGUCAUCGUGUCGUGGGUCCGGGACGCGAUCGGCGCGCUGCCCAAGGACGUCAGGCCCUAUGGAGACUGGCUCGUGGGCUACUGCGAUGUCGUCGAGAAGAGCGACGGCCGGUAUCUUCUUACACCUUGA